This is a messenger RNA of Drosophila grimshawi, 1219 nucleotides long. RefSeq lists its product as uncharacterized. The transcript has 2 exons. The coding region runs from base 269 to 1147 and encodes 292 amino acids. Lineage: Eukaryota; Metazoa; Arthropoda; Insecta; Diptera; Drosophilidae. The record is from RefSeq and is a predicted model, not a curated record.
AUACGUUGAGUCCAACACGGCAGUCAGUUUGGAGACGAUCGCAGUGGUGAUCGGCAACCGCAAAUCGGCAAUCGUCAAUCGCGAAUCGUGCUCAGAAGCGUCGUAAUCAUCUCUGGCUUUUUCCCAGAGGUUGCAGCGGUGACCUCAAUCGGCGAUAUCUACCCACGUAUAAUUGAGUUAAUAAAUAACAUACUAUAUUCUCGAUCGUUCGCUUGUAUAAAUAGCCGGGCUGCUGCAUUGUCUUGAUAGAGCCAAUCCGUUGCACAAAAUGGACACAGGUCGCACUCCGAUGUUUUUCGCACUAGUUGCACUAGCCUUCUGCUUGGCUAGCGCACAAACUGAUAAACCCGCCACGUAUGUCGAUCACAGCAAUGGUGUGGAAGUCUCGAUACCCGGUACAACGAUUCCAAAGGAUGAUAUCUUGCCCACACCAAGAAAUCAAGAGGCGGCACCUGGCGGUGUUAUAUAUAAAAAUGGUGGCAAUGUUUUCUUGCAAAAUGAAGCGGGCAGCAUUUAUACACGUCCCGACGGACGUAAGGUUUUGGUCGGUGCUGGCGGUCAGACGAUUGUAACUGGAGCCGAUGAUAGCGAUGAGGAUACAUCGGCGGAAGGCAAUUACAAUGGCGGAGGAGGUGGCAUAUUCAUCAAUGGUCAACAGGUUGGAGGAGGAGGAGGGGGUUCCAGUUUCAUCUCAGGCGGUGGCAGUAGCCUUUUCAUAAACCAGGCCGGAGAGGGUGCCUAUCAGACCUACAACAAUAAUCAGAUUCGCAUUAUCAAUGGCGGUCUCCAGUUGACCAGCGGUGGCCAGGUGUACACUUUCCCGGCCAAGGGUGCUGACGUCAAUAGUAAGGAAACUGUAGAAAUCAAUGGCCAAAAUGCUGUCGUGGAGUACCAGAAUGGCAACAUUAUUGUGGAGCUGGCCGAUGGCACUGUGCUGGCCAAGGCGGAUGGUGGCCUCUUCAGCGGUAAUCGUCAAUCUUAUGAUAACCGAAAACAGAUCCAGGCAGACGCCGCUCUUGAAGCUGCCAGGGCCCAGGAAUAUGCUGCCAGUCUACAAAAGAAUUUGCAUGAACAGCUCAGCAACCAAAUGCGGAACUUACAGGAGGAAUUACAGCGCACCCUUGGCAACAUUCGCAUCUUUAAUUAACUGUAUUGACACAUACAAAUUUAUGCGAAUUACGCAUAUUUACUCGAAAUAAAGUACAUUCAUUGAACAUUA